AAAGAUGGGUUGGUGGAAGGCCAUGGGCGGUUAGUAUAUUAUCAAAUCAUUUUUCAGGUGGUGGUGGUGGUGGAAGGAGUGGGUGUGAUGGCGUUGGAGUUCAGGUCGCAGAUGGACGACGCGUGGUACGACGCCCGGAUAGUGAUGGACGGCUACGAUUGCCUGAGGGUGAAGUUCAUCGGCUUCCCCGACGACCACGACGAGGUUUUCGACGCCAAUAACUUAACUUCCUUCAAAGAUAUCGCCGAGUUCAGGCGCCGGUUCAGGCCGGUGUCCGUACAGGUUCAGGAUAAUGAGUGCUCGCAGGUAGCAAAGGGCACGCUCGUCUGUGUCGCCCACGCAAUCUGUCCCGACGACCGCCGCUUCUACGACGCCGUCGUCUACAAGGUUUUGCAUGAGGAACAUCGGUUUGUAAAAGGAGAAGAAGAAUGCCCAUGCAGCUUCAUUCUCUUUUGGAGACACGGUCCAAAAGCUGGGUGUUUAACUGUUCAAGAUCUUGAAAACAUAUGCAGAGUCCAGCCUCGUAGAAGCAAAAUGAAUCCACUUCUGACCUCUUUUCUAGAAACAGCCAGGGAGAAAAUUGAAAUCACCCUUUCUAAAAUUUGUGCAACUCCUCAUGAAGCUGCCUAUGAUGAAAAAGCUUGUAGGCCCAGCGUUUCUCAACGUUUAAAGCAGGAUACAAGCACUUCAAGGCGACCCUCAAGCCUUAUCUCGUCUCUUAAAGAAAUGAAUGGAAAUCCUUCGCAAAGGUCUGGACAUGUCAGGGAGAUCGAAGGGAUCCCCCAUAUGAUAAUCGUUGACAGUCUUGACAGGGGUUUAUCACCGUUAAAAAUUGUGGAAUUUAUACAUAAAAAAGUUUCAAUCUCCUGUGAAGCAUUUGUUUUGCCAUGUAUGUCGUCUGAGUGGUAUACUCGAGGAACCAUUCUGGUGGACAGCAAAACGAAUGUUGACAAGUUAUCUGACUUUCUGGAGGGUCCCGAUCACAUCAUCAUCUCCUCAAGUGGAAGACCUUGGGUGAUGACUGAGAAAACACGGGUACAUGAGCCAUCCAUUAAAAACUUCAUGCUUAUAUCUCAGAAACAACAACAAAGUAGAAGAAGUGAAACUAUGAAUGAACUGAAGGUGGUCGCUUCAGGAACUGAAGAAUACAAGAAAGCCAAGCUGCGUAAAGAUUUAUUUUGGGAAUUUGCUAAUCAUCAAUGCCAACUUCACCAGAGGUUACUGAUUGAGGAGGGAAGGAUCUGGCAUCUUUCCAAUGCAAUGCAGAAGAGGUAAAUGCUUUUAAAGCCUGAGUUCCUUGAGUAAUGGUUAUUGUAUUGUUGUACAAAUAUACAACAGCUGUAGUGAAAGUUAUUAUAAUUAAGAUUGCCAAGGGGACUCCAUGAAAAGCUAAUUCUGACAAGCAAAUGUAAACAUUUCUUACAUGAGAUUUUGAUUAGUAAGAAAUUAAUAUAAAUAUAUAUAUCUGAAUUUA
This is a messenger RNA of Prunus dulcis (almond), 1474 nucleotides long. RefSeq lists its product as uncharacterized. Gene Ontology annotation, molecular function: chromatin binding. The coding region runs from base 88 to 1275 and encodes 395 amino acids. NCBI's taxonomy places the organism in Eukaryota, Viridiplantae, Streptophyta, Magnoliopsida, Rosales, Rosaceae. The record is from RefSeq and is a predicted model, not a curated record. The transcript is spliced from 6 exons.